GUUCAGUUGCAGUCAUUGCACGGCUUGCUCUGCUCAGAAACGGUGGUUAACGGCACAUGUUCGCACGCACACUGGUGAGAAAUCAUUCAGUUGCAGUCAUUGCACGGCAAGCUUUCUCAGAAACAGUCCUUGACGGAACAUGUUCGCACGCAUACUGGUGAGAAACCAUUCAGUUGCAGUCAUUGCUCGACCUCAUUUGUUAAGAAAAGGCAUUUGACAACACACAUGCGAACGCACACUGGCGAGAAACCAUUCAGUUGCAGUCAUUGCUACUCCUCUUUCAGUAGUAAAAACAAAUUCAAGGUACACAUGCGAACGCAUACUGUUGAGAAACCAUUCAGUUGCAGUCAUUGCGCAGCAUGCUUUGCUCGCAAAAGUUCUUUAACGGCACAUGUUCGCACGCAUAUUGGUGAGAAACCAUUCAGUUGCAGUCUUUGUUCCUCCCAAUACAGUGAAGAAGCCAACUUGAAGAGACACAUGCGGACGCACUUUGGCGAGAAACCAUUUAGUUGCAGUCAUUGCAGGGCAUGCUUUGCUCAGAAACAGUCUUUAACGGAACACGUUCGGACGCAUACUGGUAUCUUGAGCGCCGAUCAGAACAUCGUGCAUGAUAUUAUAACUGAACAGCCUGUCCGGUGUGGCCAUGCUCAACGAAUGGCGGAUGACAGAUUGCCUAAGAAGGGUCUAGAAUGGGUCCCUCCGAAAAGAAGACAACGGAAAGAGCACUCAGCAAUCAGCACACCUGAAGACUACAAUCCAGUGAAUCCACCAAUCGAUAAAAGUGUGAAGGAUCCCCAGGGAGACGUGUCGAGGAUUUAUUGCACGAGCCCUUCAAUGCAGGCCGUGCCUGAAGCAAGCACCAGCUCGGAGUCUAGCGGUAUGUCUGGCAACCCAUCUUCCCACUCCGUAGAAAGUAACCUUGAAGAUUCCGACAAUCCCCGACUCGCAUCAGUAGAAGAGACCCAAGAAACCUUCCUCUCGUCCAUCUUCGAUUGUCCCUCCGCUCUUCCCCCCAAAAUCGAAUGCGAGGAUGAAAAAGUUGAUGCAAGUUGGACUAACCAGCUACGUACAAGUAUUGACAUUAAGAGUGAACCCACUCCCCAGACGGAUGGGUCAGAACUCAGGUUGGGACGAGGAGGAGCAGAACACGAUUUGGAGAAUGAUAUUCGUGAUUUUCUCCUAAUAACAGAGCGAGUGAAGAGAGAGAACAUGAGCACUCCACUUCCCGACGAAUGUAAUGAAAAUUUGCUUGACGUAUCACUCACGAAUAUUGAAAUUAAGAGUGAACCCCCUGCCCAAACAAACGAAGCGGAAUCCAAGUUGGGAAAAGCAAAAAGAGAACUCGAUUUGGACUUAAAUUAUAGAGAUAGUGUCUCGAUGGCAGAGCGAGUAAAGAUAGAAAACAUUGAGACUCCCCAUCCCGACGAAUGUGAUGAAAGUUUGGCUGACCAGUUACAUACGGAAAUCGAAAUUGAGAGUGAGCCACCUCUCCAAAUGGGUAAGUCUGAAGUUAGGUUGUAUAAUAAGGACGGAGAGCUCGAUUCGGAGGUUGAUUUUCGUGCUUUCGUCCCGAAGAUAACGUCACUGAAAAGAGAGAGCAUCGGCACUACCUAUCUCGGACAGGCCGAAGAGAACGUAGGCAAGAGAACGAGAACCCUUGCAAACGGUGAAAAAAGGAACGCUCGACACAUACAUGUAAAUAUGAGUACAGUAUCCAUGAGAGAUUCGAAAAAAAUGAAUGCCAAACAAUCAAUAUGCAAUGUUUGCGCUACAUCUUUUACUACGAAAACCUCAAUGGCGCGACAUAUUCAAAUAAAAAGUGGCGAGAAACUAUUCAGUUGCAGUCAUUGCUCCUCCUCUUUCAGUAUGAAACACAAUCUCAAGGUACAUAUGCGAAUGCACACUGGCGAGAAACCAUUCAGUUGCAGUCAUUGCACGGCAUGCUUUGCUCACGAACAUUCUUUAACGGAACAUGUUCGCACGCAUACUGAGGGGAUAUCAUUCAGUUGCAGUCAUUGCUCCUCCUCUUUCAGUAUGAAACACAAUCUCAAGGUACAUAUGCGAACGCACACUGGCGAGAAACCAUUCAGUUGCAGUCAUUGCACGGCAUGCUUUGCUCACGAACAUUCUUUAACGGAACAUGUUCGAACGCAUACUGGUGAGAAACCAUUCAGUUGCAGCCGCUGCUCCUCCUCUUUCGGUAGAAAAAACAGUUUAGAGAGACACUUGCGGACUCACACUGGCGAGAAAUCAUUCAGUUGCAGUCAUUGCUCGGCCUCUUUUGCUGAGAAAAGUAAUUUGACAAAACACAUCCGGACGCAUACUGGAGAGAAACCAUUCAAUUGCAGUCAUUGCUCGGCCUCUUUUGCUAUGAAAUAUAACUUGACAACACACAUCCGAACUCAUACCGGCGAGAAACCAUUCAGUUGCAGUCAUUGCACGGCAUCCUUUACUCAAAAAGAUGCUUUAACGAAACAUGUUCGAACGCAUACUGGUGAGAAACCAUUCAGUUGCAGCCAUUGCUCCUCCUCUUUCAUUACGAAACAAAAUCUCAAGGUACAUAUGCGAACGCACACUGGCAAGAAACCAUUCAGUUGCAGUCAUUGCUCGGCCUCUUUUGCUGUGAAAAGUAACUUGACAAGACACAUCCGAACGCAUACUGGCGAGAAACCAUUCAAUUGUAGUCAGUGCUCCUCCUCUUUCACUAGUAAAGACAUGCUAAAGAAACACAUGCGAGCGCACACUGGCGAGAAACCAUUCAGUUGCAGUCAUUGCACGGCAUGCUUUGCUCAAAAACAUUCUUUAACGGCACAUGUUCGCACGCAUACUGGUGAGAAACCAUACAGUUGCAGUCAUUGCACGGCCUCUUUUGCUGAGAAAAGUAAUUUGACAUCACACAUCCGAACUCAUACUGGCAAGAAACCAUUCAGUUGCAGUCAUUGCUCGGCCUCUUUUGCUGUGAAAAAUAACUUGACAAGACACAUCCGAACGCAUACUGGCGAGAAACCAUUCAAUUGUAGUCAUUGCUCCUCCUCUUUCACAAGUAAAGACAAGCUAAAGAAACACAUGCGAGCGCACACUGGCGAGAAACCAUUCAGUUGCAGUCAUUGCACGGUAUGCUCUGCUCAAAAAAAUUCGUUAACGGCACAUGUUCGCACGCAUACUGGUGAGAAAUCAUUCAGUUGCAGUCAUUGCUCGGCCUCUUUUGCUGAGAGAAGUAAUUUGACAAAACACAUCCGGACGCAUACUGGAGAGAAACCAUUCAGUUGCAGUUAUUGCACGGCAUGCUCUGCUCGCAAUCAGUCUCUAACGGCACAUGUUUCCACGCAUACUGGUGAGAAACUAUUCAGUUGCAGUAAUUGCUCCUCCUCUUUCAGGCAUUAAAACAAUGUAAAGAGACACAUGCGGACGCACCCUAGUGAGAAACCCUUCAGUUGUAGUCAUUGUUCGAUGUCCUUCCCCGAGGAUGUCACUUUAAAGAGACAUUUGCGAAUGCAUACUGACGGAAAACUGUA
Molecule: messenger RNA, 3515 nt
Organism: Bemisia tabaci
Lineage: Eukaryota; Metazoa; Arthropoda; Insecta; Hemiptera; Aleyrodidae
Source: RefSeq, a predicted model, not a curated record